Gaeumannomyces tritici R3-111a-1 is the source of this 1319-nucleotide messenger RNA. RefSeq lists its product as hypothetical. Gene Ontology annotation, biological process: translation. The transcript is spliced from 2 exons. Lineage: Eukaryota; Fungi; Ascomycota; Sordariomycetes; Magnaporthales; Magnaporthaceae. The coding region runs from base 211 to 957 and encodes 248 amino acids. Gene Ontology annotation, cellular component: mitochondrial large ribosomal subunit; ribosome. The record is from RefSeq and is a predicted model, not a curated record. Gene Ontology annotation, molecular function: structural constituent of ribosome.
GUGGGUUUAUGCGGGUGACGCAGCCAAUGAAUGCAUCAAAUUGACACAGCUCUGCUGGGCCUGCACACACACACACACACAUACACGCACACACGUGAGUCAGGCCAAUUGGAACAGCAACUUUUCGACUUCAUCUAGCGACGAGGCUCAGCGUCUAGACAGCCGGGCCGAGAAACCCCAUCAGACACGACGGGCGCGUGCACACCAGCCAUGAACUCCGCUUCAUUAAGGCGGCCUCUGGCCUGCCUCAAGCACAGCCUGCGCCAGGCCCGCCAACAGAGGCUGGCUGCCCCUCGGUUCAUGGCCACCGAGGCCGCCGCAACAACAACAACUACAUCCACCCCCGGCUCCGGCUCCGGCUCCGGGCCGGCACCCCCCGGGGCCGCACUUCCGCCACACACAUACUUCGGCAUCCGCAAGGGCCGGCAAACAAACAGCUUCCGCACCGGCUUCGCCGUCUACACCCCGCCCGACUUGUCCCGGCCCCCGACGACCGACCCCAUGGCGGCCUUCGACAAGCAGCAGAUCUCGGCCAUGGACCCGACGGGCGCGCGCUCGCGCCUCUUCGACCGCCACUCGCCCGACUCGGUCAAGGUCGGCGACGUGCUCAUGGUGACGACGCGCCGGGCCGCCGAACCCUUCUCGGGCGUGUGCAUCACCAUUCGCCGCUCCGGCAUCGAGACGGCCGUGCUGCUGCGCACCGCCCUAACAAAGGUCGGCGUCGAGAUGUGGUUCAAGGUCUACAGCCGCAACGUGGUCGCCAUCGACAUCGUCCAGCGCAGGCCCAAGCGCGCCCGCCGCGCCCGCCUGACCUACAUGCGCCAGCCCAAGCACGACCGCGGCAGCGUCGAGCAGAUCGUCGCCGCCUGGCGCAAGUCGAGGAACGUGCUGCGCACCCGCGCCGGCGCCCAGGCCGCCGCCGCCAAGAAGGCGUCGGCCAAGAGCAAAAAGAAAUAAUGGCCGCGGCUUAGGAGAAACUUUCUGCGCGGGAUGAGUUUGCCAGAUCAGCCCGGAGCGGAGUACGAGAACCAGUCGUCGCCGGAUAACCUGCCAUACAACUAUGGCCAUACUUAUCGCAAGGAUUGGCUGCUCAUCUAGAUACCAAUUGAGUGUAUAACAAACAACUAGUGACAUUGUACAAAAUCAACAAAACGGUCUUGGAUAGCAAGUGCACAUGUCGCUUCAAAUCAAAUAUGGCGAGGAAAUGGGUUCAUGCAGUGCGCCCUCACACCUUUCUGUCCUUCGUAGAGCCAUCAAAUCCGUGAGACCUCAAUGUUUGUCCCACGUAACUUUGCAUACAGAACCCUCUUGAAUCUCCU